Cladophialophora immunda is the source of this 1129-nucleotide messenger RNA. RefSeq lists its product as uncharacterized. The coding region runs from base 125 to 1129 and encodes 334 amino acids. NCBI's taxonomy places the organism in Eukaryota, Fungi, Ascomycota, Eurotiomycetes, Chaetothyriales, Herpotrichiellaceae. The record is from RefSeq and is a predicted model, not a curated record. Gene Ontology annotation, molecular function: serine-type peptidase activity. The transcript has a single exon. Gene Ontology annotation, biological process: proteolysis.
AGAGAACAGAGCAAUUCUUCAACUUUACCAUUCAACGCUACUUACCGACCUUUGUUCAGAAGAACCAAUUCCCUCACCUCACUUUCUCUCCACCACAAAGGUCCUUGAAACGAACGAACAACCCAUGGAUUCGCCCAAGUACUCGGCCUUCACCGUGCUGGAGACGGCCUACAAGGUGGUCGACAACCACCACCCCAUCCACGUCUACACUUUGAUCCCCAAGGCCCUGCCGUCGCCGCGCACGCCGCGGCCGGUGCUGGUCAAGUUCCACGGCGGCUUCCUGAUGACCGGCACGGCGCUGUACCCGGACUGGUUCGCCGGGUGGCUGGUGGCAUACGCGCUGCGCCACGGCGCGGUGGUGGUGCUGCCCAACUACCGGCUCGCGCCCGAGGCCACGGGCGUCGAGAUCCUGGCCGACCUGCGCGACUUCUGGGCGUGGCUGGGGGCUGAGUUCCAGGGGUACCUCGCCGGCGAACCGGCGGCAGGGGGUGAGGAGGGCGUCCAGGUCGAUUUGGGCAGGGUGCUCACCGUGGGCGAGAGCGCCGGCGGGUAUCUGUCCGUGCAGAGCGUGUUGCUGGAGAGUGGGCCGCCGCCGGGAAUCCGUGCCGCGAUCGCCAUCUAUCCCGUCCUGGACCUGAAGGCGCGGUUCUACACCGAGGAGUACGCACCCAAGGUCGUCCUGGGCGCGCCGACGAUCCCCGGGGAGGUCAUGGCGGAGCACCUCCGCGCGAUCGAGGAGGACGCAAAGCGCGGGCAGAGGAGGGUGGUCAGUUCGGCGACCCCGCCGGAGAGGCUGCCCCUGUGUCUGUCGAUGGUGCAGCAGGGCCUGAUGACGAAGUUGCUGGGCGAGGAGAGGGUCUUGUUCCCGCUCGAGACGGUCGAGGAUGUCAGCCCGCACCAGGUGCCGCCCGUCUUGGUCAUCCACGGCCGAGACGACACCGCGGUCCCCGUGGAAGGGAGCGAGAAGUGGGUGGGCAAGGCCAGGGAGAAGCUCGGAGACGCCAAGGUCGCGUUGGUGGUCCAGCCUGGCGAACACGGCUUUGACGCCGACGAGAAUGUCACGCUGGACACACCGUGGUUGAAGGAUGCACUGGUGCCCAUUACCAAGGCGUGGUUGGGGACGGAAUAG